CUUCUUCCAAAUUUAGCAACACUCUCUUCUCCAGCGAACUUUGCUUCUCUCCAAAAAAAAAAAAACUUAAAAGAAAAUCAAUCUCUUUCAGCAUGCUUCUAAUGGUAGAACAAGAACCUUGAAUUGAGAUUGCCGAGCUCGUUGUUUACUUUCACUGCAUAAUCAAAUCAACUUCAAUAUAUAUGAUUCCUUAUGAUAUUUUUUUACAACAUGAAAUGAAGAUCUAGGAAUGCUACUUGGAGAAAAUGAUCACUCUUCGGAAGUUAAACUUGGGGAUAACAGCCUGCCCUUAUUCUUUGAUUCGGUUGUUUUCUGUCAAUGGUGAUUAUAUUGUUUUCAGAUGCACAAUUCAGUCUGGUUGGAGUAGUGAGAUUGUCAAUCGGUCAAUUGGCUUCUUUGGGGGCAACAUAGAGAUUAAAAGUGGAGUCAACCGCAGUGCAUUUACUCAGACUGCUCCGUUUUCUACCAUUGCUGAUACAAUCCUUGUCCGGGCUCAAGACCUUGGUAAAAUAUCUGAGGAGUUAGAAAAUGUGAUCGAUGAAGAAAAACUUGACGAUGCAUGGGCUUUGUAUGAGCGGCACAUUCAAAUGGCAGGGUUUCCUAGAAAAUCAAUUGUUAAUAAACUUGUAGCAGCUUUUGCUGAAAGCUCAGAGCUUGGACGGCUGGAGAGCGCUUAUAGCUUGGUUGAACAAGCAUUUGAGGAGAACAAACAUGACUUGCUUGAGAGGAAUACUCUUAUCUAUCUCUCUUUAGCUUUUGCAAAAUGUGGAUUACCUAUUCCCGCAUCUACUCUUAUAAGGAAGCUUGUGGAAAAAGAAAACUACCCACCUGUGAGUGCUUGGUCUGCGAUUCUUGCUUAUAUGUCACAAACCUCUACUGGAGCAUACCUUGCCGUUGAAUUGGUUCUUGAAAUAGGUUACUUAUUUCAGGAUGGAAGAGUUGAUCCGCGUAAAAAGUGCAAUGAACCUCUGCUUUCCAUGAAGCCUAAUGCUACCUGUUUUAACAUUGCUUUAGCUGGAUGUCUUCUGUUUGGAACUACUAGAAAAGCAGAGCAGCUCCUUGACAUGAUGCCUCGAAUUAACUUGAAAGCUGAUGCUACCUUACUAAUCAUAAUGGCUCAUAUUUAUGAGAAGAAUGGACGCAGGGAGGAGCUCAAGAAGCUUAAGAGAGACAUGGAAGAGGCCCCUAAUGUGACCGAGAUGCAGUUUCGUCAGUUCUAUAAUUGUUUGCUUUCAUGUUAUCUGAAAUUUGGAGAUCUUGCAUCUACAUCACACAUGGUCCUAGAAAUGCUUCGCAAGGCAGAGAAAGCUAAAAAUUCUCUUGGUGUAGCUAGUUUGUUACUAGACGCUUCUAGAAGUGAUACAUCAUGUUUAAAUAUUCCCUCUGAGGAUGCACAUCAUCGAAAACCAGAUGAAUCGAAAAACUUAGUAUCAUUUGAAGAUCUCUGUAGAGACAGAAAGUUUUCAAAGAUGCAGACCAUUGCUAAAGGCUUACUUGAUGUCUUGGUAAUUAAGUUGCAGAAGCAAAUUGAAUUUAUUACAACUGAACGUGGUAUUCUCCAGCCUACUGAGAAAUUAUACGUUAAAUUGGUAAAGGCUUUCUUAGAAGCCGGGAGAACAAAAGAUCUUGCGGAAUUUCUAAUUAAGGCAGAGAAAGAGGAUUCUCCAGUUUCAGUUGAUGAUUCUGCCUUGGUUCAUGUGAUAAACUCUUGUAUUUCACUCGGAUGGUUAGAUGAGGCACAUGACCUUCUUGAUGAGAUGCGCUUGGCUGGGGUUAGAACUGGUUCUUCUGUUUAUACAUCUCUUUUGAAAGCGUACUGUAAAGAGAACCGAGCGGGGGAAGUUGCAUCACUACUUAGAGAUGCUCGUAAAGCUGGGGUUCAGAUAGAUGCAAGCUGUUAUGAAGUAUUGAUCCAGUCCAGGGUGAUACAGAAGGACUCUCAAGGGGCCCUUGACCUGUUCAAGGAGAUGAAAGAGGCUAAGAUACCAAAAGCUGGUCAUCAAGAAUUUGAGAAAUUGGUGAAAGGGCCUGCAGAAGGAGGUGAAGCUAGUUUAAUGGUGACGCUUUUGCAUGAAAUCAAGGAAGGGCAAAAGGUAGAUUAUGGAGUUCAUGAUUGGAAUAAUGUAAUUCACUUUUUCUGCAAAAAGAGGUUGAUGCAAGAUGCCGAAAAGGCUUAUAAGAAGAUGAGGAGUUUGGGCCAUGCUCCAAAUGCACAGACUUUUCAUUCUCUGGUCACAGGUUAUGCCGCCAUUGGUGGAAAAUAUGUCGAGGUGACGGAACUAUGGGGUGAAAUGAAGUCUAUUGCUUUUGCUAGUGGAAUGAAGUUUGAUCAGGAACUAUUAGAUGCUGUGCUUUAUACAUUUGUUAGAGGAGGUUUUUUUGUUCGAGCAAAUGAAGUUGUGGACAUGAUGGAGAAAGGUAAAAUGUUUAUUGACAAGUACAAGUAUCGUACCCUUUUCUUAAAAUACCACAAAACACUCUACAAGGGGAAGGCUUCAAAAUUCCAGUCAGAAACACAGAUGAAAAAGAGAGAGGCAGCAUUGAACUUUAAGAGAUGGGCUGGGUUAUGCUGAAUAUUCCAGUCAGAAACACAGAUGAAAAAGAGAGAGGCAGCAUUGAACUUUAAGAGAUGGGCUGGGUUAUGCUGAAUAUUCAUUGUCUAUAGCCUCAAGGAUAUGACCCUUCAAUAUUUAAAUUUUUUGCUACGACAGUUACUAAAUGAGUUGACAGCAAAAUGGAUGGAUCUCCAUGUUGAUCCAAAUGUUCCUGACCCAUCAGUUGAUGCUAGCAGAUCAAGACAUCUCUGUGGAUUUCGUUUUUAUUAUUAAUUUCUGAUCAUUCAGUCCUUAUCAUCAUGAAUGCCUUGCAAAAUAAUUGUUACUGGUGAGAUGCAUCAUGCUUUCUCUGUGUUUUCUUUUAAGGAAAACGUAUAAAUGAUGGUUGACUUUGAAGGACAGUCUCCACGGCUUAGUGUCCAUUAUGAGUCAAGUCAUGCCUGAAGAUCAUCUGUUUAUUUUGUACUCUGGAAUGAUUUUGACCUGAGUUUCAGAGUGAAGCAUUUAUUUCAUUAACCUUCUAUGGAUUGGCUUAAUGCCUUAGACGCCUGCAUUAUUCAACAUCCAAAAGAAGGGUUUAAUUUCUGCUAAAGCGGUGUAUCAAAUAGCACCGCCAAAGUCCUGCUAUUCAUCAUGACUCCUUUAUGGGAACCUUCAACAUAUAUGCAAAAUUGCUGAACUGAAGUAUUUUAGGCGGAUGAUUCUGCCAGCACUACUACUGACAGCUUAUUUCUUCGAGGAUCUAUGGGGCUGAAUCGCUUCUUUUCCAUUUCUCAAGUCAAAGAUGAGAGAUCAUUGCAAAAAAUGGAAGAAAGAGCUGCCUAGGCUAAGACAACCCACUGAAUCAUGAGGCUUCCUUCAACAUAUGUAGAUCUCUCUCACUGGAAAUGAGCAUUUUUGGCCUUGUUCUUGGUAAGACAGGUCCGAAACGUGAUGCCAUAGGGAAGUUAAAGUGAAGUGAAAUGGUUGAACAUCUAAGUGCAAUUUGAUAUCUGCUAAUCAGUAUGCAAGAUUUGUGCACUAUUGUAGCUUGGAGGGAUUCUGUAGUCUGGUUAAAUGUUAUUUUCUAAGGAUUAGUUAGCUGUAGUUGCUUGUUGUAAUCUGAAGGUGUUAGAUUUUGUAAUGUAUUGCUUUUGUAACUUUGUCAUCUUUGUUAAAUAUGAUUGUACAAUAUGGUAUGAACCCGGUAUUUAGACGAAAUCAAUGAAUGUAAGACACGUGUAUUGCAUGCACACAUUUAUCGCUUAACCAUGGUUAAGUA
This is a messenger RNA of Lycium barbarum (goji berry), 3816 nucleotides long. RefSeq names its product pentatricopeptide repeat-containing protein At1g03100, mitochondrial. Gene Ontology annotation, molecular function: protein binding. The coding region runs from base 246 to 2573 and encodes 775 amino acids. Lineage: Eukaryota; Viridiplantae; Streptophyta; Magnoliopsida; Solanales; Solanaceae. The record is from RefSeq and is a predicted model, not a curated record. The transcript has 5 exons.